AUGAACCUGAACUUGAAAUUUCUGCUUAAGAGCGAUAGGUCUUUAAGACUGUUUCAUCCUAAAGCAGCUGAAGCCAGGCACUGUUACCGAGGGAAGACCGAAGAGGCAACACGCUGUCGCGGAGCAGGGCCUGGGCGGCGGCAGCCGUUGGGCGCCUUCUCGCGAGGCUUCGGCGGCGGGGAGGGGCGGGGCGCUGCCGCCGCCGCCGCCGCCGUGGAGGCGCCGCGGGGCGCGCCCCUGGGGCUGGGCACUGUGCUGGUGACGACGGACUGGUCUGAGCCCUGGCUGGUGGGGCUGGCGGUUUUCCACGUCCUCUGCUUCCUCCUGACGUGCUUCUCUCUGCAGCACUAUCGGGUGCAAAUAGGGCACUUCCUUUGCGUGGUAGGUUUAGUUUACUGUGCUGAAUAUAUAAAUGAAUUAGCAGCUAUGAAUUGGAGGCUAUUUUCUAAAUACCAAUACUUUGAUUCAAGAGGAAUGUUUAUUUCACUAGUCUUUUCAGCACCACUUCUGGUGAAUACUAUCAUAAUUGUGGUCACCUGGGUUUACAGAACUUUGAAUGUAAUGACUGAACUGAAGACACUACAGCAGAGAAUUAAAGCAGAGAAAAAGAAGAAUUGAAAGUGUUGAAUAUUUUUAUUAUUAUUUGUAAAAAUACUGUUUCAUGUAAUGAGUCCUUCUUGUAUGUUUAUCCAAGAACAGCAAUGUUUUUUUGUGUCUGAUGUUGAGAGGACUUUGCACCCUUUGGCCAUGGACAAUGAGGUGAAAGCAGGGGUUCACAAUACAUCUCAACUUUGCUAUGAAAUCAGGACAGGCUGGUCUUAACAGGUCUUUCUGUGCUUUAGUAUAAGCUAUUUUUACCGUGACCAAGACAAUUAACACUGAUAACGGUACAAACUUCCAGUCAGUUUUCAUACACCUGUGUAUUUUUUUUAACUGUGUGUUAAAUACGUAUUUAUUAAGUAUCCAGUCUUCUACUUACGCCAAUUGAAGCUGUGCUAUGGAUUCUAGUAAAUGAGGGCUAAUAUUCAGAACACUUCAAGAACUCAUGCUUCUACAGAACAUUUUACUUUGUAGAUCAAGUUUCAUAUCUCAUGUAUGUAUUGUGUGGCAGUGAACAAUUCUGAUACAGGACCAUUUUAUAAAUAAAAUUAUCCAUUGUAUCUUGAAUACAGAUUGUUGGAUUGCAGUUGAUAUUUUUAAUUGUUUUUUUUUUUUUCCUUUUCUUUCUCAUACAAAUUGCUGGUUUGGUAAAAUCUUGUACUUAAUUUGUGUAAGUCAGUCAAAACCAUCUCUAAAUUGUUUCAAUUUAUAUUUUACACUUUAAUGCAGUUAGAUAAAUAUCCUUUCUUAAAUAUGAAUGAAAUUUUUAUAGUGUCUUUUGCUAGUUUGUGGAACAGAAGGGAAGGGGAGAAGCUUUAAGGUGUUCUACAAAAUUCUGUUCAUAUGUAUAUACACAUGUAUAAAAUGUUUGACUUUUUAAUAAAGAACUGGAAAUGACAAAUUGA
Molecule: messenger RNA, 1505 nt
Organism: Dromaius novaehollandiae (emu)
Lineage: Eukaryota; Metazoa; Chordata; Aves; Casuariiformes; Dromaiidae
Product: transmembrane protein 18-like
Exons: 7
Coding region: 1-618 (205 amino acids)
Cellular component (GO): nuclear membrane
Source: RefSeq, a predicted model, not a curated record